Messenger RNA from Limulus polyphemus (Atlantic horseshoe crab), 426 nucleotides. RefSeq lists its product as uncharacterized. The coding region runs from base 33 to 341 and encodes 102 amino acids. Lineage: Eukaryota; Metazoa; Arthropoda; Merostomata; Xiphosura; Limulidae. The transcript has 2 exons. The record is from RefSeq and is a predicted model, not a curated record.
AAGAAAAAAAAUCUCUGGUGACUUCAACAAGCAUGGCUACCUUGAGUAAAUGUGCUCGAGUUGAUGCUGAUCCGAAAGUUCUGCCAUCUGGCGACAACAAUAAUCGCCAUAACACACCAACCAACUUGUUUUCUUCAAGUUUACAUUUCUGGCCACAAGGGAGAUUGCAGUCAGCUUUCACAUCACUUCCACAUUCACGCUUUCCUUCUGUUCCUAAUUUUGUAACUCUGCCCUUUCCUUAUAUAUCAUCAAAUGCAGAAUUAAUUCCCCAGUUUACUUCCACAUCAUUUCAAACUUACUCUAGUGCUCUCUCAUGUCCGUCUUUUAAUGUUCCUGAAUGAACGUGUAAUUUAGGUUUCGAACUAUUUUUUGCUUUCUAGUUGUAUUCGUUAAUUUCAUUUUCGCCUGUGCUAAGAUGAAUAUUUU